AUGCUAACUGUUGCAAUACAUGGAAUUCUUAAUAAAUCGGAAGAUAUAUUUACAUGUCUCAACGAAAAGGAUAAUGAUGCGCUACCAGUCCUGGAUACAAAUUUUAUGUUGCCUUCGAAUUCUAUAUUCUUUAUCGAGGCUACCUGCACUUAUUUAUCCUGGCGUGAAGCAUGUUCUGUGGAGUCAGCAGCUAGAGUGAACCCUGAUACACCAAUUAACCUAUUUUUUACAAAAUCUAUCUCACAAUACAGGUUAAGAAAUAGUAUACUGUCUACAUUGCUGUCACUGCCUAAUGUAAAAGUUGCACGGAUUCAUUUAGAAGAAUAUGCGAAGACAACACCGUUGCAUGGCUCGCUUAAAGAAUCAUUACAUAAUAAAGAACUGAAUAUGGAAAUAAGUGAUAUCUUAAAAUAUCUGACAGUUUUCAAAUAUGGUGGAACGUAUUUGGCUUUGGAUGUACUGGUCACGAACCCCUUUCGAGAAUAUCAAGCCAACUUUGUUGUUAAAGAAACGAAUUUAAAAAUAUCUACAGAUGUUUUUUCCUUUUCGUCGAAUGAUAAUGGACGAAAGUUAGCUAUGUUAGCAUUUGGUAUCCUUCGAAGUCACUUUUUAAUGCCAGAAAAGUAUUUUAGUGACAAUGCUAUAAUGGACAAGGUUUUGGCUCUAUGGUGUGGCACUACAGACCCGUUCAAUUUUGUCGCAGCUAACUGUAACGGUUUGCAGAUCAUUGGGCCAAACCAUCUAGUUCCCAUGUCUAUUCUUAAAAACCUUUUUUCAUCAGAAAAAGAAAUCAAACAAUGGCGGAGCCAUAAAAUUUACGCAUAUGAUGCUUGGAGCAGUUAUGAGAACGACUUUAGCAAAUCACUUUCAGAUAAAAUUGCUGUAGAUUACUGUCCAUUGGUUAAUCUAUAUUAUGGUAAUAAAAUAAGUUCAUGA
Molecule: messenger RNA, 936 nt
Organism: Arctia plantaginis
Lineage: Eukaryota; Metazoa; Arthropoda; Insecta; Lepidoptera; Erebidae
Source: the annotation of a GenBank genome assembly